AUGGCCCAAACAGAGAUCCUUCAAUGCCAAGCGGACCAUGCUUGCUUCCCCGUAGGGGAGGUAGAACUACCAACACGACUCGUCGACCUCAGUAAUUACGCUAACAACUUUAUCACGAUCAAAAACACAGCAGAAGUUGGUAGAAAUACCAAAUACGCCGCCUUAUCGUACUGCUGGGGCAUAUCGAAUACAUUCACAACCACUUCGGCAACAUUAGCCUACCGACAGCAAGGAUUCUCUCCUUCGGCACUGCCCCUCAGUCUGCAAGAUGCUCUUCGAGUAGCGCAAGGACUCCAUAUUCAGUACAUAUGGAUCGACGCAUUAUGCAUCCUUCAAGACUCUGAAGAAGAUUGGUUGUAUGAGUCGGCCAGAAUGGCCAGCGUCUACAAGAACUCUUUCCUCACAAUAGUCGCAGCGAACGCGCCAGACUCCGGCGAUGGCUUCUUUUCUGUAGCUGCACAUCGAUGCCAAAUUCCUGUCGAGCCUCCACACGAGAAUCUCCAGAACACAUCCGUUAUUCUGGACACCGGCGUUAAGUUCAAAGACGAGCCUAUCAGCCGCCGGGCAUGGGCUCUCCAAGAAUGGGAACUGGCUCCCCGGCGGCUGGUUUUUACCUCCUCCAGUAUUCAUUACAUCUGUCCCCGUUCUGCGCUUGAUCAGAUCAAGAUGAAACCUUUUUUUCCCAUGUACAUAGCCUGGCUCCAAAGAGAAGAAGUGUCUGCUUCGUUUUGGGAUGGUCUUGUGCAGAACUAUUCAUCCCGAAGUCUUACCAACCCAGCAGACAGACUUCCUGCAAUAGAGGGGAUGGCUCGGGAAUUUGACACAUUACUGAAUCAUAGGCUGGGUCGCUACUUGGCGGGCCUAUGGGAGAAGCAGCUGGAGAGGAGUUUGCUUUGGCGGCAGGGAGGGGCACUAGACAUUUUCCUGCCUGAAUCUCAGAGAUCCCGGCCAGAGAAAUGGGUGGCUCCGUCAUGGUCAUGGGCAUCUGUGCAAGGAUCCGUUGACUUUGCGUUUGCACAAACCGGAAAGAGCCUCGUGGAUAUCAUUGGUGCCGAAACCACGUUAAACUCCCUCGGAAAUCCUUACGGGAGGGUUAUCUCGGGGUCUCUAACCCUUUCGGGUCCAUGCUUGGCUACCAGAGAUGCAGGCAGUCAUGGUGAAGAUUCCGACGGUACUAGAUGGCUUAAUUAUAAGGACGAAUGGGUCGGGUACCUAUUUCUUGACGCCGACCCAUACAGCCAGGAACAUCACGAGGUGUUGUGGAGACAAGAAACUUUGUAUUUUCUUGGUCUCAGAAGUGAAUGGCUCCCAGAACAAGUCGGCGAGAAUCUUAGGGGACUGGUAUUGAUGGAAAGAUCUCCAUCUUUGUUCUACCGCGUUGGUGCUUUUCUUGACCAGGGAGAGUCAUCGUGGUUUGAGGGGGCAGAAAAGCGAACAUUGAUGAUCUUGUAG
Molecule: messenger RNA, 1452 nt
Organism: Colletotrichum scovillei
Lineage: Eukaryota; Fungi; Ascomycota; Sordariomycetes; Glomerellales; Glomerellaceae
Exons: 1
Coding region: 1-1452 (483 amino acids)
Source: RefSeq, a predicted model, not a curated record